AACAAAAUGAUGAAGAUAACGAGAAUAAUAACAGCAAACAAGAAGAAUUUACUAUGGCACAUUUUAGAGAUUUAUUAGGAAAGAUAAUUUCCAAUCCAAUAGUAAAGAUAAGUAUUAUUGUAAUUUACAUCAUUAACUUAUCAUUCGGAAUAUGGGGCACAUUUCACAUAGAACAUGGUAUUAAGUAUGAACGUUUAUUUCCAAAAGAAUCUAUUUUUACAGAAGGCUACGGUAUGGCUCUAAAGUACUUUAGACGUUAUUCAUAUCCGUUUCACAUAAUUAUAAAUGGAACGUUGGAUUACUCAGAUAUAAAUGUACAAAAAUCGAUAGAAAAUCUGCUGACAAAAUUCGAGAAACAUCCAAAUAUUGUCGGAGAAGAAUUCACUGUCUCUUGGUUGAAAUUCUACAAAGAAUUUCAGAAAAGUCCUGUAGCAAAAUUUUCAUUACAAGGCUACAAUAUGUCAAACAAGCAGGACUUUAUCGAUGGACUUCGCGAUGUGUUCUUUAAUAUCCGAGCUGCGCAGUCACUGUCUAAUGAUGUAGUAUUUAACAGCAACAAAACUGAUAUCUUAUUCAGUAGAUUUUUUAUUACGGGAAAAAAUUUGAAUUCUUCAUACUCAGAAAGAGAUACAUUAAGAGAUUUAUUGAAAAUUGCUGACGAAUCCGACAUUCCUGUACUUGUGCAUUGUGUUUUUGCAGGUCUUAUCGAGCAAGGAAUCAUCAUUGGAGAAAUUAUUCGACAAUUGUUUUGGAUUACUGCUAUACUAAUAACAACAGUUUUUUUACUGUUUGUACCGAAUUUAUUAGUCGCAAUUACUGUUGCAAUAUCUGUCGUAUCUGCAAUGGUAGAAACAUUAGGUUAUAUGUCGUAUUGGGGAAUCAGCUUGGAUAUUAUAUCAAUGAUGAGUCUUAUUCUAUGUGUGGGGUUCAGCGUAAACUAUCCUGCUCAUAUUUCGUAUGCUUAUGUCAUGUCACAAUGCGAAACACCAAACGAAAAACUAAAAGAUUCUCUAUAUCGUAUUGGUUUUCCAAUACUUCAAGGAUCAUUGACCACGGGAAUAGGAAUAUUGAUUUUAUAUUCUGAUGUAUAUUUUCUUUGCACAUUUGCGAAAAUUGUAAUACUUGUUGCUAUGGAAACAGCUUUUCAUGCUUUGCUUUUUAUUCCUGUUAUUCUUUCUAUCAUUUAUGCUAUUUUCAAUUAUUGA
This is a messenger RNA of Centruroides sculpturatus (bark scorpion), 1205 nucleotides long. Its product is annotated as patched domain-containing protein 3-like. Lineage: Eukaryota; Metazoa; Arthropoda; Arachnida; Scorpiones; Buthidae. The record is from RefSeq and is a predicted model, not a curated record. Gene Ontology annotation, cellular component: membrane. The annotation marks the transcript as partial. The transcript has a single exon.